Messenger RNA from Rubroshorea leprosula, 2854 nucleotides. Lineage: Eukaryota; Viridiplantae; Streptophyta; Magnoliopsida; Malvales; Dipterocarpaceae. The record is from the annotation of a GenBank genome assembly.
GAAACCAACCUUAAGCUUUUCUUAUCUCCGCCCUAAAGGUAGCCCCGAUUAUUGCUGACUUAAGCAUCGGAGUGUCUACCCCGAGUUCCACCUCGAGGCUUUGCAGGUCAUUCCGAAGUGCAAGCGCGGACUAGAGAAGGACUUCGGGUUUGGUGCAAUUACAUUGGCGCCGUCUGUGGGAAUCGAACUGAAAGCUUUCUAGUUGCUCUUUCAUCAUGGUUCACACUCGAUUAGUUCGAGCUGGUAAUUCAUCUCUGCCUCAUGGGCAAGGUCAACCCUCAAACAACCUUCCACCUCAAAUCCCACCUCAGAUCCCACCUCAAAUUCCAACUCAACUUCCACCUCAGCUUCCACCUCAGGUCCCAAUUCUGUUCCCUCCUGUUGAUCAGGCAGAAGGAGGAGAUGAAAAUCAACCUCAUGUCUCAGCUCACAAUUCAACCUCCACUGCCAAUCAAGACCUGGUGACAGCUCAGCUUGCUGCCAUGCAGCAGCAGUUUGGUGUUUUUCAGUUGGUACUGGCUCAGCUUCUAGCUAGAAGUAAUCCUGGCGAUCCCCUCAUUAAUUUACUGAACCCUGCUCAACAACCCCCAGCCCCACAACCGAAUCCUCAACCAGCUCAACCCGCUCCCGCUGUUAGUGAAUCCCAAGCUCAAUCCCACAUAGCACCUGCUCAGCAACCCAUCCCAGAUGAUGUCACCCGACGCCUCAAUAGCUUGGAAAAGCUAGUAGCUGAACACCAAGGUGCUCCACCCCCACACCAUGCUGAUGAUUCUAUACCUCACCCCCUGAAUACCAACAUCACACUGGAACCCUAUCCUACUAGCUUCAAAAUACCACAGUUGGAGACUUAUGAUGGGACGAAAGAUCCCGAUGACCACCUGCACGCUUUUUACUCUUGUAUGCAAGCUCAGAACGCCUCUGACGCGUUAAUGUGCAAGAUCUUCCCCUCUACUUUGCGAGGUAAUGCUCGAACAUGGUAUUAUAGUUUACCUCCGAGGUCAAUUAGUUCUUACACAGAGAUGGCAUCUGCCUUUGCCACUAAGUUUUCCAGUAGAAGGUUGAUUAGGAAAACUACUACCGAAUUGAUGCGAGUUAAACAGAGGGAUGGAGAGUCCCUAAAGAACUACAUGAGCAGGUUCAAUGAUGCGGUGUUGGAGGUUAAUUCCUUUGACCAAGCUGUGGGCAUUGCAGCUGUCAUCUCUGGUCUCAAACAUGACAGGUUCCGAGACAGUUUGAUCAAACAUGCUGCCACCACCUUUAGUGAAGUAAACGACAGAUCUCUGAAAUUUAUAACUGCUGAGGAAUACACCCUGGCGCAAAACCCACCUUCCUCUAAGAACCAGAACCCAGAAUGGCGAGAUGACAAUCCGAGCCGAAAAAGGAUGAGAAUGGCGCAGAACCGAGGUCCAGUGUUGACCCCCCCAUCGAGAUUCGGAAGGCCGAACUCCACGCCUCCACAACAAUCUGCAGCUCAGAAGCGGAAGAUUGACGAUGCUGAAUGGAAGAAUCAACCAAUUACUUUCACAUCUGCUGAUUUCGAUACAGUUGUUACACCCCACAAUGAUCCUUUGGUCACUUCUGUCAUGAUUAACAACUGUGAAGUACAGCGUGUCCUUGUUGACACCGGGAGUGCACCAGACAUCAUGUAUUUCCACUGUUUCGAGAGUCUGGGAUUAGAUCCAGCACUGUUGCAGAAGUAUGAUGGUCCUAUCUAUGGUUUCAACAACCAACCUGUUCCGUUAGAAGGAGUUCUUACCCUCCAUGUGGCUUUUGGGAGUGGUCAGACUUAUGUAGCCCCUUCAGUCCGGUUCCUCGUUGUCAAGAUGGCCUCUUCUUUCAACAUUGUUAUUGGCCGACCCACAUUGACCGAAAUCCGAGCUGUGGUUUCCCAAUCUCAUCUCUGCAUGAAAUUCCCCACUCCUAUGGGAAUAGCAACAUUGCGAGGAAACCAGGAGGUGGCCAGAAACUGUUAUAUCACCUCGGUAACACAACCAACGAAGGGCAAAGAUAAGACACCCGAGGUCACUCCCCAGCAAAUUCAUGAUAAUCAGCAAGUCAUGAGUGUAGAGAUCGUCGAUAAUCAACCGGAAGAUGAAACCAGAGCUGCUCCAGUCGAAGAUGUUGAAGAAGUGCUCGUUGAUGACAGAGAUCCGAGCCGAAAAACACAGAUCGGAACUCGAUUAAACCCGGAGGAGAGAGCAGAACUGAUAGCUUUUCUCCGAGCUAACAAUGAUGUAUUUGCAUGGACUUCGGCAAAUAUGCCAGGAAUUCCAACUUCAGUAUGUCAACAUAAACUCAGUACCAACCCAUUGAAGAAACCAGUGGCCCAGAAGCGGCGUCUCUUCGGGGGGGAGAGGCUUCAGGCCAUUAAAGAAGAGGUAGAGAAACUCCUACAAGUUGGUUUUGUCCGGAAAGUUGAUUACUGCGAAUGGAUGGCUAACCCAGUUCUGGUGAAGAAGGCCAAUGGCAAAUGGCGAAUGUGUAUUGAUUACACAAAUCUUAAUAACGCUUGCCCCAAGGAUUGCUAUCCAAUGCCGAGCAUUGACAAACUAGUUGAAGCGGCUUCAGGCAAUGAGAGGUUAAGCCUCUUGGAUGCAUAUUCGGGGUAUCACCAGGUGCCAAUGGCUCCAGAAGACGAAGAGAAAACCGCGUUCUAUGCUGGCGAUGAAAUUUAUUGUUACGUCAUGAUGCCGUUCGGCUUAAAGAAUGUAGGUGCUACUUAUCAGAAAAUGGUAACCAUUGUCUUCCACGCCCAGAUUGGCAAAAACCUGGAGGUAUAUGUCGACGACAUUGUGCCAAAUGUAUCUUCGGAGUGGAGUCUGGAAAAUUUCUAGGUUUCAUGGUGUCCCGAAGA